AUGGAUCUUGAAUCUUACGGUGUCUAUUUGUUCCUGGAUCUGGCAUCUUACGGUGUCCAUUUGCUCCUGGAUCUUGCAUCUUACGGUGUCCGUUUGUUCCUGGAUCUUGCAUCUUACGGCGUCCGUUUGUUCCUGGAUCUUGCAUUGUACUGUGUCCAUUUGUUCCUAGAUCUUGCAUCUUACGGUGUCCAUUUGUUCCUGGAUCUUGCAUCUUACGGUGUCCAUUUGUUCCUGGAUUUAGCAUCUUAUGUUGUUCAUUUGUGCCUGGAUCUUGCAUCGUACUGUGUCCAUUUCUUCCUGGAUCUUGCAUCUUACGGUGUCCAUUUGUUACUGGAUCUUGCAUCUUACUGUGUCCGUUUGUUCCUGGAUUUAGCAUCUUAUGGUGUUCAUUUGUUCCUGGUUCGUGCAUCGUACUGUGUCCAUUUGUUCCUGGAUCUGGCAUCUUACGGUGUCCGUUUGUUCAUGGAUCUUGCAUCUUACGGUGUCCGUUUGUUCCUGGAUCUUGCAUCGUACUGUGUCCAUUUGUUCCUGGAUCUUGCAUCUUAA
Messenger RNA from Biomphalaria glabrata, 546 nucleotides. RefSeq lists its product as uncharacterized. The transcript has a single exon. The record is from RefSeq and is a predicted model, not a curated record. The coding region runs from base 1 to 546 and encodes 181 amino acids. NCBI's taxonomy places the organism in Eukaryota, Metazoa, Mollusca, Gastropoda, Planorbidae.